Molecule: messenger RNA, 2663 nt
Organism: Suillus bovinus
Lineage: Eukaryota; Fungi; Basidiomycota; Agaricomycetes; Boletales; Suillaceae
Exons: 6
Coding region: 369-2435 (688 amino acids)
Source: RefSeq, a predicted model, not a curated record
CUGGAACCCCUUGCAUUAAUCAAGCGCAGGUAAUCGACUCCCGACAACUAGUAGUAUCGGAGCUUGGCAGUUAGAAUUCUUUUUUUGGACCACCAAUUUUAAUCCAACUCUAGUCGAGUCAAAAUCUCAUUCAGAGUACUGAGCAGGAUGACACGACGCAGCAAAUCCAUUGGAGACGGUCGGUGCCGGUAAUCGAUGAGCAAGGCUUUAACACUACUAGUACCGGCGUCUAUCCACUACAUAAUCAUUAUAUUGGGCGUUAUACUACUUGCUUGGUUCAAGUUGCGAAUCACCACCAGCUGCGAAACUCCCAGCUUGGCACUUCAUCCUCUUUCACUUGAUCGCUAUCUGUGGUUAUUCCAGUCCACAUGCCAGGUUCUCGUGGAAAGACGAAGGCAAAAAAGCCAAAGCCAAUCGUCAACGUUCACUCUGUGGCGCGUGCUCCAUCAGAGGAGUUUGUCGGGUUGGUAGACGAUAUAGAGAGAACCGAAGGAUGGAAUGCUAGAAUCAAGAUACUAUGCGAGUUCCUCCAGUUACCAGAUCUCUCCAAACGAAGCGGCCUGAAGAAAGUCCACGUCAGCUUCAACGAAGUGUAUCAUAACAUCGACGAUGUAUACGUCGCAAAUAUAAGAAACGAGAAGAUUACCGGGGCAAUCGUCGGCAUCUACACCAAGAUGUGUGCCGAUGCUAUCCUCCGGGACAAGCUCUUUAAGAAAGGUUUGGUGUCCAAGAUCACCCCUUUGAUCAACAUUCCUUCCACGCGUUAUCUUGCUCUCCGCGCACUUACAACCGUGACGCAUCAUGGGGGUGUCGAUAUUCGCAAAGAAAUCUCACUCGAAUCCCCUUCCCUACUCAAGGUCAUACAAGAAAACCCAGACGACCUCUGGGCUGCCGAGAUGGCGAUUUCUACCAUGGCCCAUGCUAUCGGCGCUGCGAUCAACCAGGAAGAUGUGCCAGCCCCGAAAUAUAUCAAAGCGGCCAACAUCAAAGUCUUGAUUCCAGUCAUAAUAGAUUUCAUGCGCAAGCCUGGCGUUACCAUUCAGCUCUUGCAUCAUGGCCUAGAGUUGCUCACGCACCCUGUUCUCCAUUGUUGGAGCGAGUGCAAGGAUAACUCAGCACUUCAAAACCUGCUUGUAGCCUGCCUGCGGAGUGCAGACCUUACCGUGCGUGUCAGCGCGCUGGGUGGCCUGCUUCGUCUCGAAGCCUUGUCUUCGGAGGAAGACCAGAGACAUUUCGACCCUCACAAGCUCAUGGCAGCAAUCGAACGCCGUUUCCCUGACCAUCUCGUCGAUAUCUUGACAGAUUACGGCACGAUGCGCUGUGAAACAUUUCUUACAAUGACCUCGACCGCCGACAACCAAAAGGCUAUGAUGAAAUGUGCACAGGACAAAGAUCUUUAUAGUCUUGGUCUCAAGCUCGCAGAACUCAUCACCAGAACCGAGUUCUCUAUCGCAGAAGGUUUACCAUUCAUCAUGUGGUCCGAUGCGCUGCCUCAUUGUGCUAGAGCCAUCCGUGAAAAGGGUCGUCCAGGAGAGGAAGAUCUUGCAGACAUGAUUACCGCAAAGUUUUUCAUCAUCAGAACACGCAUUCCCGAUGCCAUCGAAGCUGCAAAACGUGGUAUUCAACGCAACCCCAAGUUCGCAUACUUCUACUACGUGAUCACGUUGGGUAAAGACCACUACGAGGGCUUGCGUUCUGCGAAGAAAGGCUUGAAGUGCCCGAAGAUGACGCCGUUCGUACGCUUUGGGCUCUUGCACCGUGCUGUCGAGCUUGCGGGCAAUCUAGGGGUAUGUCGUAUUCAGGAAUCCAGUCCAGGAGAUAGGAAAUAUGACGAGGGCGUUGCGUUCCUCAUGAGCGCGAUGGAGGACGCAAAGUCUUACGUUACGGAGGCUCCCCCAGAUGCAAGACACAUGAAGAACGUGUUAUACUGGUACAUCUGCCUCACUCUUACCAUCAAAGGACCAGAGACGCCAGCGGACCUCCAAGAGCUCCAGGUCGCAUUCAAGAAGCUAGGGUACGCCGACGAGUUUAGCAUACUGCUGGGCACUAUUCCUCCGAGAACGCAGUUGCGCCUGACGCAGCAAAACAUCGUCAAGCGCUACCCGAUUGCUGUGCAGGAAUGGAAGGAUCUGGUGGCACGCUUUGACGAGGUGAUGACGGAUGAGCGGCCCAUCUCGUUGGAGAAAGCUGAAGACGAUCUUGCCGCGUGGCUUGAUGACCUUCAUCUUGAUCAUGGAAAGGAAGACGAGCAUUAUCCACAGAGGUGCUCUCACCCUCGAGUUAGCCCGAACACGGUGGCGUUGUACAGAUGUUCGUGGUGCAGUAAUCCUAGUGCCGCAUUGAGGAAGUGUAGUGGUUGCGAGAAAGCGAGGUAUUGCGAUGGCGGAUGCCAAAAGUCGCAUUGGUCCGAGCAUAAGGCUACAUGCCGAACAUGAAUGGCCUGAAGUAUCUCGUCAAUCUUCAUACUUGUUAUACCGGUUUCGCGAUUCGCCCCUCUUUGAACAGUUCCUCGCGUCCAUUGCUUCAAGUUCUUGACCCAUCUUGCCCCUCUUUGAUUACCUUCCUCAGCAUCUGCGAUGUGAACGUAGGUAUGACCAUUCUUGAUAUACCUGUAUUGGUACAGUAAAACAUGUAUUAUCCUACAACAAUUCCACUACAAUACC